This is a messenger RNA of Procambarus clarkii (red swamp crayfish), 1902 nucleotides long. RefSeq lists its product as uncharacterized. The record is from RefSeq and is a predicted model, not a curated record. Gene Ontology annotation, molecular function: L-allo-threonine aldolase activity. Gene Ontology annotation, biological process: L-threonine catabolic process; glycine biosynthetic process. Lineage: Eukaryota; Metazoa; Arthropoda; Malacostraca; Decapoda; Cambaridae. Gene Ontology annotation, cellular component: cytosol.
CAAAUCAAAUAUAUUGUACAGCAAAUAUUGAGGAUUUUCUCUAGCUAACGUGUUAUAACACAUUUUGGUGUUUCUUAAAAGUUUUCAAACACCAAGUAUUAUUAACAGCAUACGAAUAUUACGACAGAUUCAACUAAACAAUGUGAUGCAUGUUUUUGUUACAUGUUUGUGUGGUCGGGGAGGCGAGGGCCCCGGAGGGUGGGAGUGAGGGAAAUUCUGUGGUGGUGUGUGGGGAAGUCCGGCCAGGAUGGAGGCCACCAGCGCCAAGGAGAAGGUCGUCGCCAGCAUGAAGGCAGAGUACAUUGAGCACUCCAUUGAGGUCACACACUUUGCCGCGUCUGACAUAGAGACACAAGGUCUCAGCAUGACGGGUCUGGAGGAAGCAGCAGAUGUGCCGACAGAAAUGACUGUGUCAGUGGAGGAGCAAGAUCCAAAUGCUGGAAGUUUGGAGGUUAUGGAGCUUAAACAUUCUAUAGAGAAGAAGAAGAAACGAAUACGAAUUUACAGUCAAAAAUUUCGAAAGGAGUGGAUGCAAAUGCGAGAUUUUCAUGGGUGGCUCUCAGAGGGAAGUGGUCCAGAUCGGGCAUACUGCACUGCAUGUAAUAAGGAACUUCUGGCUGGCAAAUCUGAAUUGUUAAAGCAUGCUAAUGGAAAGAAACAUAAGAAGAGAUUAGCCGAGGGUCACAUGAACAUGACGGUUCCUGCAGACUUGUCCAGUGUCCUAGAUGAAACCGGCAUGCCUCAUGUCCUGCGUAUUGUUGAUUUACGAAGUGACACUGUGACACAGCCAAGCAGAGAAAUGAAAGAAGCCAUGUUUGAUGCUCCAGUGGGAGAUGAUGUGUUCUCGGAAGACCCUACAGUCAAAGCAUUGGAGGAGAAAGUUGCCAGAAUGUUGGAGAAGGAAGCGGCUCUCUUUGUUCCCUCAGGCACAAUGGCUAAUCUGAUAUGUGUUUUGACGCACUGCUGGGGUCGUGGCUCAGAGAUUAUAGUUGGAGACCAGAGUCACCUUCACUUGUGGGCCCAGGGAGGAAUUGCUCAGGUUGGCAGUGUCCACCACCGCACUGUGAAGAAUCUACCAGAUGGAACAUUUUCUCUUCAAGAGUUAAGGUCUCUAGUUCGAGGUGAUGACCCUCAUUGGCCAGUAACUACUUUGGUGUGCAUUGAAAAUACCCAUAACAUGAUGGGGGGCAAAGCUCUACCUCUACAGUGGAUGGACGAUCUGGGAGCACUGUGCAAUGAACUAAAUCUGCCACUGCAUAUGGAUGGAGCACGACUCAUCAAUGCAUCUGUGGUUCAUGGGACAAGUCCUGCACGUCUUGUGCAGUUGUGUGAUUCUGUCUCUCUCUGCCUAAAUAAAGGUCUUGGUGCACCAAUGGGCUCACUUGUUGUGGGCACUAAAGAAUUUAUAACAAGGGCCUUAAGAGUAAGAAAAGUGUUAGGUGGAGGCCUGCACCAGGCAGGCAUGUUUGCUGCUGCAGGAUUAUAUGCUCUUGACCACAUUGCUCCCAAGCUGUCACAGGACCAUUCCAAUGCUCGUGCCAUUGCUCAGAGUGUGUCAGAAGUACACAGCAGUGCUGUUACAGUCGAUCUCAAGGGUGUUCAGACCAAUGUGGUGUUGCUUCACUGUGAUAACAUUAGAGUUAAUGCAAAGAAGUUGUGCCAAAGACUAGCAUCAGUGAGUAUACAGGUGACAGAUGCAGAAUCUGAAGAAUUAGGAGAACAAAUUGUUGUCAUGAUGUUGCCAAUCACCGAGACAACCGUUCGCCUAAUGUUACACUGUGACGUUAAAAAUGACGAUAUCAAAGCUGUGAUAAAGAAACUUAAAUAUAUUAUUCAAGAAUAUGAUAAUAUGAUGUACCUGGAAUAUAAGAUUAGUGUUUAAAAUAUAAAAUUAUUUUAUGA